Messenger RNA from Botrytis fragariae, 391 nucleotides. RefSeq names its product putative 60s ribosomal protein l44 protein. Gene Ontology annotation, biological process: translation. Gene Ontology annotation, molecular function: structural constituent of ribosome. Bases 1 to 309 code for a protein of 102 amino acids. The transcript has 4 exons. NCBI's taxonomy places the organism in Eukaryota, Fungi, Ascomycota, Leotiomycetes, Helotiales, Sclerotiniaceae. Gene Ontology annotation, cellular component: ribosome; cytosolic large ribosomal subunit. The record is from RefSeq and is a predicted model, not a curated record.
AUGAUUUUCUCAAGCUGGAUUAAGGCUGACAUAUUUUGCUUAUCUCACACCCAACACAAGGUCACCCAAUACAAGGCCGGAAAGGCUUCGUUGUUCGCUCAGGGAAAGCGUCGUUAUGACCGAAAGCAAUCUGGUUAUGGUGGUCAGACAAAACCCGUUUUCCACAAGAAGGCAAAGACCACAAAGAAGGUUGUGUUGAGAUUGGAGUGCACAUCUUGCAAGACAAAGGCACAGUUGGCAUUGAAGCGUUGCAAGCACUUCGAGCUUGGUGGUGACAAGAAGACCAAGGGUGCUGCAUUGGUAUUCUAGAUUUGUGCAUGCUACGACAAUUCUGUUUUCAUCGGGGACAAAUGGAUGGGUCAAAGGAUUUUGCGAGGAACAUACACAAAAC